Mesorhabditis spiculigera is the source of this 2373-nucleotide messenger RNA. NCBI's taxonomy places the organism in Eukaryota, Metazoa, Nematoda, Chromadorea, Rhabditida, Rhabditidae. The record is from the annotation of a GenBank genome assembly.
AUGAUCACCGACGCGAUCGAGCUGAUCCUCUCGCUGCUGCGAAUGAUCACGUCGUUUGCCGUGCUCGUCGGCAACAUCCGGAAAACCUUCCUCCCCGCCCAAAUCAAAUACCUACAGCCCGGCCAGCAUCACUACGAUUAUUACCUGCUCAACGCCAUCUUCAGGGUGACCACCUUCAUGGACGUGACCAUGUUCUCGCUCAACUUUAUGUGGAUCUACUGCCUGCAGUGGCAUCUGUUCUAUUCUGAAGAUGAAGACGAAGUGGAUCUACCCCUGGAUUUUGAGGCCAUUUUACGAGAACAUCUCCAUUGCGUGAACUGCUUCACUGCUAGCUGCUCAUAUUCAGUCUGUCCUAUGACCAGCUGCCGAACGUGCAAAUCGGAGUUGCAUUCCUGUAAAAUGGAGGAUCACCUGGAGAUUUGCGAAUUGCAACUCGUCCCCUGUCUCAACGCGCGUUUUGGCUGUGAAUUCCGGAUGCUACGCAGUGUGCUUGGCGUGCAUCUCGAGAAAUGCGCCGCCAGCGCAGUCGUUUGUACGCGGGAAAGUAACUGGAAAUGUUUGAACGAUGAAGCGAAGGCCCAGCUAAAGCGUUGGGGAAAAGGGUUUGACGACUACAGACCUGUACAAACCAAUGAGGAGGAGCUGGACCUGAUGCUCGCACAGCGUGUACAGGAUGAAAUUGUGGAGAGUUACGGGUAUAGCCGGAAUACGCGCGUGAAAUGCAGGGACCGGAUUAACAGGAAGCAUCCGAUAGUACCGUUACGGCCUAUCUACAGCCAAAAUGGUGAGCUGAUUGGUCCUCUAGCUAAAGAAAAUCACGAUAAAGGGGACAGUAGCGAUGAAGAAAAAGCCCUGGAGAAAGCCAAACGCAAAAAGCAGUUGGCAAUGUUCGCGAACUGUUGGAUGUGUCAGUACGAUCCGGCCAGCCAACACCUCCACACCCUCGGAAAUGAAAAUCAAAAGUAUCGAUAUCGGACGAAGAAACGGACCACGCCAAAAGUUGUCGGACCGUUUAAUGAGGAGCGGAGGCUGAUGAUAGCCCUCGACCAGGAAUUCAUCUCGGAAGUGGCGACAAAGUCGGAUAACAUCUAUUUCCUGCGUCGUGGCGGGACCAUUUAUACCCGAAAAUGCCUAGAUGUUCUCCGGCGGGAUCAUGCCGAUCACCACUUUAUCAGCCAACACUCUUCUGGCGAGAACUUCCUACCGGAACUCGUCAAACGUUGCCCGCUAUGGCACCGGGGUUGCCCAUUUUAUUGCAAGCCAUUGCGCCCGAAAAAUGGGGAGUUGAGGUAUAUCGACGGGUGCUUCCAGUUUCGUCCAUGUACCGUCAAAUCCGAAUGUACGAAUUUUACUCUGGACCGCCUGGCACCGCCAAUAUUUGCCGAAAUUGCUCGAUAUCUGAAUACGGCGUCGCUACGGGAGCUUUCCAAGGUAUCAAAAUCGCUACGAAAUAUGCUGUACACCUGCUUCCGGGCGCACGGGGUCGUGGAGGUGAUGUGGAAGAAGCUGGCGGAUAAAUGGGUGGAGGAUGGAUUUAAAUGGAGCUUCCCGCGAACCGAUUUUCCGGUGAAAUACGAGUUUUUCCCUUGCCCAGAGCUCAACGAACACAUCAAAAGCUGCCCGUUUUCGGAUCGAGCCGAGUGGCCAGAAUCCAAGGUGCCAAUUUUCCCGGCUGAACUGCUCUCCCCGAUCAUUGGCAGCCAGGCGGAAGCGCAAGCAGAUCUAUACGCCGUGCCGGACCUGUGGAGAGGAGACGUUCCGGCGUCAAACCAUUCAAAGGGAGGCGUUUUAGGAUCUAUGCAAUUGGCGCUCACCCGCGUUUUCAUCGACCACCCUCGAAUCAUGCUCGCCCGCUACAUGCAGGUGAUGAACCGGCGGCCGCUGCUGACCCAAUGUGUAUCGUCAGCGCUCAUCGCCGGCGGCGGCGACCUCCUUUGCCAAAAAUUGGUCGAGAAGCGAUCAUGGGAACAAUACGACGCCAUCAGAACCGGGCGCUUCUUCGUCUUGGCUGGAGUUUUUAUUGCCCCAGCCCUAAACCGAUGGUUUCGAGUGCUGGAGAUGGUGCGCGGCGGCAACCCGAAGCUGAUCCCGCUCAAACGAAUGCUGAUUGACCAGAGCACAUUUUCCCCAAUUUUCAACGGCCUCGUCCUGUUCAAUCUGCGGUUGCUGGAGGGCUUCAACGUCAAAGAUUGCGCCGAUUUGACAAAACGGGACUGGUGGCCGGUGUGGAGCACGAGUUUGAUGUUCUGGCCCUUCAUCCAGCUCGCCAACUUCUACCUUGUGCCCCUGAACAUGCGCGUCGUUGUCACGCAGAUCGCCGGCCUCUUCUGGAACUCGUACCUCAGCUACAAGACGCAAACCAAGCUCGAUGUG